CCAUCACUCAUCAGUCCUGUCUGUCACUCGUCACAAGUGAGUAACGGUUAAGGCUCUGCCGCCGGUGCCUCCCCUUCCUGCCGGCUCCUGUUUCGCACAGCCAUCCGCUCCGCUGCUCCCCAGAGGACACACCUCUCCGCUUCCUCUCUUCUCUCCUCUCCUCUCCUCAAGGAUGAAGCUCGCUCGCCCGCCGAGGAUGAGAUGAGAGGCUGGGCCACCGCCGGCAGAGGAACAAGAGCCCCGCCAACCGCCACACCGCAAGCGAGACGAGGAGGGGGGAGAUGGGGAACUGCGGCACGCGGGAGGAGAAUGCCGUCGUCGCCGCGCACGCGCAAGUUCAGCAAGUCCACUUGUUACAACAGUCCGACAAGAAUGCUCUUGCAGAUAGGAAGCACACCCGCACCUCAUCAGAUGUGAGUGACCCUCCAACACCUAGGAAAAUCGAAGAUGCCAAGAACAUUUCCAUAUACAACAAUGUGAUUGCAUUCACGUUGUUUGAGCUUGAAACAAUCACAAAGAGCUUUCGGGCCGAUUAUGUUCUUGGAGAAGGAGGCUUUGGGACUGUUUACAAGGGUUACAUAGAUGAGAAUGUCAGGGUUGGCCUGAAAUCACUGCCUGUUGCCGUCAAGGUGCUCAACAAAGAUGGACAUCAAGGGCACAGAGAAUGGCUCACUGAGGUUAAUUUCUUGGGGCAGCUAAAACAUCCAAACCUAGUAAAGUUGAUUGGAUAUUGCUGUGAAGAUGACCACAGGCUGCUUGUCUAUGAGUUCAUGUUUCGAGGAAGUCUGGAAAACCACUUGUUUCGAAAGACAGCUACUCCGUUACCCUGGGCAACUAGGAUGUCUAUUGCACUGGGAGCUGCCAAAGGGUUGGCUUGUCUCCACAAUGCUGAAAGGCCUGUUAUCUACAGGGAUUUCAAGACCUCAAAUAUUCUGCUGGACUCUGAUUAUACUGCUAAACUGUCAGACUUUGGCCUGGCAAAAGCUGGCCCAGAAGGUGAUGAGACCCAUGUAUCAACACGGGUGAUGGGAACAUAUGGUUAUGCCGCCCCUGAAUAUGUGAUGACUGGUCACUUGACAGCUAGAAGUGAUGUCUACAGCUUUGGUGUGGUCCUUCUGGAGCUCCUGACAGGGCGGAAGUCCAUCGACAAAUCCAGGGCAAGCAGGGAGCACAGCCUGGUUGACUGGGUUCGCCCCAAGCUGAGCGACAAGAGGCGGCUUCACCAAAUCAUCGACCCAAAACUGGAGGGACAGUAUUCAGUGAGAGCAGCUCACAAGGCCUGCAGCCUUGCAUACUACUGUCUGAGCCAGAACCCCAAGGCCAGGCCCCUGAUGAGCGAUGUCGUAGAGACGCUCGAGCCAUUGCAGAGUGGCGGUGGGAGCGAUGGAGCCGUUGUUCAAGCCGGCGGCCUCCCUGACUAUAGAGUUCGCCGCGGCCUGACCGGAAACAGCGUCCACUGCAGGGCCAUUCCCAACCCCAAGUGCUCCCCUGCCGUGCCAGCAUGCAGGGUGAGGUGAUAACAGCUUCUGCAGUUUCAGGUUCAUCAUACCCACUGCUGCAAUAGGCCCAGUUGUACAUUGCAAGCUUUUCCGAUGUGUAGAUUUGAUCCGCGUGCCACUGUCGUUUUUCGUUUCUGCUGCUUGUAAGGCCCCUCUAAUUUUCUCGGGGGUGGCCUUAAGGUAUCCUUGAACAGAGCGAUCCCCGCCGAAACCGACGGGUUUGAAUCCCUGGAAAUGAAAUGCCGAACCAAGAGUGGUUGGUUGGCAAAUGGUAUGGAACUAUGGAAGUUAUGUCA
This is a messenger RNA of Aegilops tauschii subsp. strangulata, 1795 nucleotides long. RefSeq names its product probable serine/threonine-protein kinase PBL8. Gene Ontology annotation, biological process: protein phosphorylation. The record is from RefSeq and is a predicted model, not a curated record. NCBI's taxonomy places the organism in Eukaryota, Viridiplantae, Streptophyta, Magnoliopsida, Poales, Poaceae. Gene Ontology annotation, molecular function: protein kinase activity; ATP binding.